Molecule: messenger RNA, 297 nt
Organism: Helobdella robusta
Lineage: Eukaryota; Metazoa; Annelida; Clitellata; Rhynchobdellida; Glossiphoniidae
Exons: 2
Cellular component (GO): extracellular matrix
Source: RefSeq, a predicted model, not a curated record
UGGGCGAUUUCGUCUUGUAGUAUCAUAACAAACGGGGAGGUCUUCAAGGAGUGCAGGUCCCUCGUUGAUUACAAAUCUUAUUACGACGAAUGUCUGUCGGCAGCUUGCAGCUGUGAGACAGGCGGUGACUGUGCGUGUUUAUGUACGAUCGUCGAAAGCUUCGCCGUGGCCUGCAACAAGCAGGGCUCCUGCCCCAAAUGGAGGAGCAACUAUUUCUGCCGUCAGUUUAUUGCAUUUUUUGAAGAAAUCUGCAUAAAUUUCAAUUUAAUUCUAAAUUUUUUGAAAAAAUUAGCAUAA